Molecule: messenger RNA, 2776 nt
Organism: Calidris pugnax (ruff)
Lineage: Eukaryota; Metazoa; Chordata; Aves; Charadriiformes; Scolopacidae
Gene: SPARCL1
Product: SPARC like 1
Exons: 11
Coding region: 192-2234 (680 amino acids)
Biological process (GO): anatomical structure development
Molecular function (GO): collagen binding; extracellular matrix binding; calcium ion binding
Source: RefSeq, a predicted model, not a curated record
CAUUUGCUGAGACAGUCCGUAUCAGGCACAAAAAUACAUCACAGGAAAAGCAGCAAGAUUUUGCAAGGCUCAAGGAUUUCCAGUUCAUCAGUGGCUAACCAAGAAGGAGCACCUUUUCUGCUGCUAUGAAAGGAAACCUCUAAACCCUACCACUGUACCAUUAAGUGUUGUCAUCUACGAGAUCAGAAAGCAUGAAGGCUGUAGCUCUCUUCAUUUGUCUUGUAGGAUCAGCUUUUGCUAUUCCAAGUCAUCCCUUAAACUACAAACUUGGAAUCCAUGGACAGAAAACUCCUGAAAAGACUGAAGACAUCCACCCUGGAGCCCCAAAGGAAGAGAAUGCAGGAUAUGUAGACAAUGGUGAUUUGCUGGUCAGCCACAAAAACCUAAAACCAGAGUUAUCAGUACCAGGCGCUGAACGCGGUGGUGAGCCUCAGACCACCAGAAAACAAGGAAGAACUGGUAGCGAGCAUCAAGUGAAAAAUAGCCUAAAAAGCAUCAAUUUCCUUGUGCUGCACCAUAAACCAGCUUUGGCUUCUGAUAAUCAGGACAGUGACUCUGCAAGCAGUGGCAGAGAACAGCCUAGCUCUGAGCGUUACCAGUUCAGGAGGCAUGAGAAACACAGCAGUACGGUCAAUCAACAUGUUCUGGGCAAUGCAGAAAAUCCAGCAAAUGUUCUCAGUCUUUAUCAUGAGCAUAACACAUGGAAGUAUAAUAAAAACACAAUUGGCCUAUCUGAAAAAAACAGUGAAAGUGAAGAAGGAGGUGUGGAAGAAGAGGAUGAGGAAUGGGGUAAAGAAACUGAUUACAGAGAGACGAAGCACAAAGGCCAGCAGACAAAUCAAGGUAACCAAUACAAAAGGCAGCAAAAUGAAAACAAUAUGCAGUCUGAUGAAAUCCUGAGAGAUUCCAGUCAACCAAUGCGGAUAACCAAGAGACACGGUGAAAAAUUUAAGCUAGAAGAAGAGAGGGAAGACAGCCAGAAGAAGCCAUAUAAAGAAAAAAUCCCCCUCUCUGUAAAAACUCAUAACGAAGAUCAGGAUGACAAGCAGCAAAGCCAAGAGAGGAAAGCCAAUAUUCAAGUAAACUAUCAGAGUGAUCAUGACACAGUGGUGAAAACACAAGAUACAGAGGACAGUAUAGUUGAUAAUGAUGGUCAUGACAGUGGUGAUGUUGAUGAAGACCUCAGGAAUACUUGGAAAGAAGCAGCCUAUGAGGAAGAGGAGAGAAUCCAGAGUAAUGACCAGGAGAGCACCAGUACUGAGCAGAAAGAGGAAGGAACCACCAAAGAUGACACUGCAGUUCAUAGAGAGGCCGAGGAUUACCAAGCUGUCAAGAUUAAAGACCUUAUUCACUCUGAACAAGAUGAUGACUCUCAUGAACCACCUAAUUCUGACAGUGAGCAACAACUGGAAACAAGUAGCUCUGUUCAGAGCAUGAAUUCAAUGGAAAGUGAAGAUAAGGUUAAAACUACAGGCAGUUCCUAUGGUGAGAUGGAAAAUGCAAGCAAUAAGAGUGAGAAGGCUCUUCUGGACGCGUGCAGGAACUUCCACUGCAAAAGAGGUAAAGUCUGCCACGUGGACAAACAAGGGAAACCCAGCUGUAUUUGCCAAGAUCCUGUUGCUUGCCCUUCCACCAAAGAUUACGAGCACGUUUGUGGCACAGAUAAUAAGACUUAUGAAGGCAUAUGUCAACUCUUUGGCACCAAAUGUCAACUUGAAGGGACAAAAAUGGGACGCCAUCUGCACCUAGACUAUAUGGGCUCCUGCAAAUACAUCCCCCACUGUACUGAUUAUGAAGUGGAUCAGUUCCCCCUCCGGAUGCGAGACUGGCUCAAAAAUAUCCUUAUGCAAUAUUACGAACGUGAUCUGGAUACUUCUGGAUUCCUAACUGAAAAGCAAAGGAGCAAGGUGAAAAAAAUCUACCAGAAUGACAAGCGCCUUGUGGCUGGCGACCACACAGCUGAGCUGCUCCUGCACGACUUUGAGAAAAAUUACCAUAUGUAUGUGUAUCCUGUGCACUGGCAGUUUCAUCAGCUUGAUCAGCACCCCGUCGAUAGAUUAUUAACACACUCAGAGCUUGCACCUUUGAGAGCCUCCCUCGUUCCCAUGGAACACUGCAUAACCCGCUUCUUCCAGGAGUGUGAUGGAGAUCAAGAUAAAUUCAUUGCUUUGAAAGAGUGGUGCCACUGCUUUGGGAUUAAGGAAGAAGACAUAAAUGAAAACUUCCUGUUCUAAUCUUGGCUGAACAGAAUCCCAGUGCUGCACUUAAACUGGUGAAAUAUGCGAAUCCUGUUUAUUUCUGAAACUAACAACUUCAAGGUGGCAUAUGGUUCACUGCAUUCUUAUCAAAUAACACAAGUGCAGAAAAAUUCUAUAUUCAUUAACAGCAGAAAAAAAUUAACUACUUCAAGUGAUUCAUAGCUAAACAACCAGUGUUUUCCCCUCAUGUAUCAUUGAUCGCUCUGAACCAAUAAGUAGUACUAACCUGAUGAAUGAGCUGUUCACAAAACUCUUCAUUAGAAUUAUAGGAUGUGGAUUUUACCAUAUACUGAAAAAAUAACCUUGAAAUAGGACUUGUUUCCUUUAUUUACUUUAUUGUCCGUUUAACAUUUUGCAUAGAAGCCUCAAAUAAAAUAAAAGUCUGCCUAGAUAUUGGUUUUGUCAGAAGUUUGUCAAAGAAAAGGUAUCAAGGCAAUGGUUCAAUGAAAAUUUCAUUUUAGAUUUAAGGGAGGAGAAAAAACUAGAGUGUAGAUCAUAUACACCAGUCCUUAACCAUA